Messenger RNA from Phytophthora nicotianae INRA-310, 810 nucleotides. RefSeq lists its product as hypothetical. The record is from RefSeq and is a predicted model, not a curated record. Gene Ontology annotation, molecular function: S-adenosylmethionine-dependent methyltransferase activity. The coding region runs from base 1 to 810 and encodes 269 amino acids. The transcript is spliced from 4 exons. NCBI's taxonomy places the organism in Eukaryota, Oomycota, Peronosporomycetes, Peronosporales, Peronosporaceae.
AUGUCCUCCCCACAAGCUAGUGUCUCCGUCCGUAGCACGACCGCUAGCGGCUCGUCCGUCUACGAGUCAGCGCGCGCUGUGCACGAGUAUAUCCAGUUCCACUACGAGGAACCGUCGACGGUGGUGCCUUACAGUUUCGCGCCUCUGGACGCACUGCAAUUUCUUCCACGAACGGUAGAGCGUUGUGCCAAGCUGACACCUUCUGCUCAGCAUUGCCGAGCGCUGGAUAUCGGAUGUGCGGUGGGUCGUGCCACUUUCGAGCUCAGCAAGUACUAUGACGAGGCCGUGGGCAUCGAUUUCUCGCAACACUUUGUCGAUGCUGCCAAGCAGAUGAAGGAGAAGGGUGCAAUGGAGUACGAGGCGCACAUCCAAGGAGACAUCCACGAGGUUCGUCGUGCGAAGCUUCCCCAAGGUGCUAAGCCGCCCAAUGUCGUGUUCCUACAGGGGGAUGCGUGCAACCUUUCCCCGACGCUAGGCAAGUUCGACGCAGUGUUUGCUAGCAACCUGCUGUGUCGCCUGCCCGAGCCCAAGAAAUUCCUGAUGGAGAUUGGAGGGUUCAUCAACCCCGGCGGUAUUCUCGCACUCGUGAGCCCGUACUCGUGGUUGGAGGAGUACACGGCCAAGGACAAGUGGAUUGGCGGUGUGCGUGACGCUGAGGGCAAGCCUGUGGAUAGCUUCAGUGUCAUCGAGAAGGUUCUUUUGAAAGAUUUCGAGCUGAUCGAGCGCCAAGACUACCCUUUCAUGAUUCGCGAGCAUGAGCGCAAGUACCAAUGGGGCGUGUCCGAUGGCACCUAUUGGAAGCGCAAGUAA